AUGGCUCGUUCUACAUCUGAAAAAAGUAUUGAUAAUAAUAUCUAUACAAAUUCGACUAGUGAAACACAAUGCUCGCAUGAUGAAGAUAAAACUAAUGCAAAUGCAUCUAAUGAAUUGUGUUUAAUUGAGUUAAAUAAAGGUUCUAUAGAACGAUUGAAUACAAUCCCUACAGACGAAACGGAAAGAAAUAACAAAAAUGAAACCAGAAAAAGUACAUUCUCGUCGACACUGAGGAGCUAUUUGACAUUGAUAGCUCACUUUUCUAUAAUACUUUAUACAGGUCUAAUUUUAUGUAUGGCUUUUGCACGGCCUGUCGAGUUUUUUACGUGGCACCCAAUAUUGCUUUCCUUCGGGUGGAUCUUCCUACUGAACGAAGGAGUUCUAUUAUUUUCCGAAGACAAUUUUAUAGGAAGAAAAUUGCGAUUGAGUCACACUAUGAAACGUCGAUAUCAUUGGUUAACUAUAGCCCUAGGGGUCACUUUAGUUAUCAUCGGCUUUACAAUAGUAAUUAUUAAUAAAAACAUAAAAAAUAAGGUGCAUUUUAAAACGUGGCACGGACUUUUCGGUUUAAUUGCCACAAUUUUCUGCAUACUGACAGCUUUGAAUGGUACAUCGGCUUUAUACGAUGUUAAGCUCAAGAACUACAUAAAACCGGCACUGAAUAAACUCCUGCAUGUAAUUAGCGGCAGUAUUUCACUAAUUUUUGGUGGUUUAACUCUAGUAUUAGGUGUUUACAGUAAUUGGUUUAUUAAAGCUAGCGGUAACAAUACAUUUUUGUUUUCAAUCGGUUUUGUUACGUCUGCAUACGUUACUCUUUGGACUUUGCAGAGGCCUAUGCGGAAAAUAUUGAGUAAUUAUAGAUCGGCAGGAAUAAUUGAAACCUGA
This is a messenger RNA of Phyllotreta striolata, 885 nucleotides long. Lineage: Eukaryota; Metazoa; Arthropoda; Insecta; Coleoptera; Chrysomelidae. The record is from the annotation of a GenBank genome assembly.